This is a messenger RNA of Hypoxylon trugodes, 3091 nucleotides long. RefSeq lists its product as uncharacterized. The transcript has a single exon. Gene Ontology annotation, cellular component: nucleus. NCBI's taxonomy places the organism in Eukaryota, Fungi, Ascomycota, Sordariomycetes, Xylariales, Hypoxylaceae. Bases 56 to 2599 code for a protein of 847 amino acids. Gene Ontology annotation, molecular function: RNA polymerase II CTD heptapeptide repeat phosphatase activity. The record is from RefSeq and is a predicted model, not a curated record.
AGGCCGUAAUUUAUUGGGUGUAUGACCGUUUCUACACCCCACGAAUACAUACGAAAUGGCCAAGACACUCCGACUAGGAGCUCGGCUCCGUUACCCUAUUACAAUAACAAAUUUCCUAAAACAACCUGGCGACGAUGUAUCAAAACAAGAACCAAUCCUCCGAUACACAUUUAAAUACACGCGUACAGUAGGCGACCCAACUAUGAACGAAGAACACGAAAUAGAAGAAACAGGAGUCGCAGACUGGGACAGCCCUGCCGAGGGCAAACUGAAACAAUGGCGCGUGAAGAUAGGUGAAGUCAUCAAAAAAGACCAAGACCUUGUUAGCAUAGACGAGACUUGCAGCCAUGAGAUACAAUACGCUGGAUUAUGCGCCAUUUGUGGUAAGGACAUGAAGGAGGCGAAUUACGCCAGCGAGUCCCUCGACACUGCGCGCGCCACGGUCGCCAUGGUGCAUGAUAAUAUCGCUCUUACUGUAAGCUCUGAUCAGGCUGCACGCGCUGAGAUGCAAUUACAGCGUCGACUUUUAAAGGCCAGAAAGCUUAGUCUUGUCGUCGAUCUUGACCAAACUAUCAUACACGCCUGUAUCGAUCCUACUGUUGGCGAAUGGCAACGCGAUCCGUCCAAUCCAAACUAUGAAGCUGUCAAAGAUGUGCGCUGCUUCCAACUUGACGAUGGUCCACGAGGAGCUGCCAGCGGGUGCUGGUACUACAUCAAGAUGCGCCCAGGUCUAGCUGAAUUCCUCGAAAGAGUUUCUAAAAUGUUCGAGUUACACGUUUACACGAUGGGCACGCGCGCAUAUGCCCUUAAUAUCGCGAAAAUUGUCGAUCCUACACAAAAGCUUUUCGGCAAUCGAAUCAUUAGUCGAGACGAGAACGACAGUAUAACCGCCAAGAGUUUGCAACGGUUAUUCCCUGUCAGCACUAACAUGGUCGUUGUCAUGGACGAUCGAGCUGACGUAUGGCCACGGAAUAGGUCAAAUUUGAUCAAAGUUUCGCCGUAUGAUUUCUUCACAGGCAUUGGAGAUAUCAAUUCUAGUUUUUUGCCUAAGCGUGAAGAUAUCAUACCCGCCCCUCGUCCCCCGGAGCCGAAGCCAAAACCAGUCAAUGGCAACGCUGCACAACCUAGUGCAAGUGGUGUCGAGCCAAGUCCUACCUCGGAACAUGAAAGGGCGGUAGCGAAUGGGAAUGGGAAUGGCGAAGGCGACAAUGCCCUACUACAAUUACAAGCAGAAGAGCAGGAACGCACACUGGAGAAACAAUUGAAGGAUCGCCCCUUAUUGCAUUUACAAGAAGAAUUAGAUAAGGAGGACAAUGAAGCUGAGAAAAAAUCCACCGAGAACGGCGACAACCCAGAACCCGUGGUAAAUGGAGAGUCAGAUACUCCUUCACACCAACGGCAUAAGCUACUUCGUGACGACGACCGAGAACUGAAAUUCCUAGAGAAGCACCUCGCCAACCUACAUCAUUCAUUCUACGAACAAUACGAUGCCCGAUCAGCAAAUCGCCAAAGUGACGAGAUAAGACCCGACACUAUACCAGAUGUAGGAUCAACUCUUAACUUCCUCAAAUCCCAAGUCCUUAAAGAUACGAGAUUGGUACUCUCUGGUCUUGUUCCGUUAGACGUUGAUGUACGUAAAACGGAAAUAGGGAUGCAAGCAGAAAGCUUUGGCGCUGAAAUUCGGACGCGUGUGAGCAAUGAGAUUACUCACUUAGUUAUUAACUUUGCACGUCCGCGAACUCAGAAGGUUCGCCAGGCAGCACGCAUUCCGUCGAUUAAGAUUGUCAAUCAGAACUGGCUUGCCGAUUCAAUAGCGCAAUGGGUCAAGCUGGACGAAACUCCCUACCUAAUACAAAUACAUCCCGCAGACCGAAAUUCCGAUACACCCCUAGAUGAAGGAUCAGCAUCGCCACCUCGACCAAAGAUUACCAUUGUCACUUCUGGUCGUCAGUCAUAUGAGGAAGAAGCAAACGAUGAGAUUGAUGAUGGUGAUGCGGAUGGUUCAGGGGAGGAUGAUGAUGACGAUGACGACGACGAUGAGGAUGAGGACGAUGAGUUACAAGAUAGGUUCAAUGUAAUGCCACCUGACCUCGAAGACGGUCAACAAAGCCCCAUAGACGAUCUCGAUGGAAUGGAAUGGGGUGAUGUUGAUAAGGAGCUUGAAGAGUUUAUGGGAUCUGAUAUAGAUGACUCAGACUUUGAGAGCACUCAAGGUACGGAUGCCGGCACGGACACGGAAACGGAAGAACCUAAGGGCAAGAAACGUAAGCUGGGUGAAGAUGAUGAUGGUGAGAACAGCCUAGAAACUGGAGGAAGCGUCCUUUCUAAAAAGCAGCGUAUAGCAAAGGCGAGGACUACGGGUCUGCGCAAUGUGAGAAACGCUACUGAUGAAGAGGACGCGGAAGAUAGUGGCUUGCCGACACCGUUAGGUACGGGUGACGAGGAAGAUGGUGACCGCGAGAUGAACCCUAUUGGUGCUGGGAGUGGCGGUGGAGACGGGGCCGACGACGGUGGCGAAGAUGAUGAUGAUGAUGAUGACUUUGCCGACUUGGAAGCCGAGCUCGAGGCAGAAUUACAAGCCGAGGGCGAGAAAGGUUGAUCUACCUAUAACCAACCUACUGGCUAUCUAGACGUGAGGAACCGUGUUGCUGAUUAAGUUUGUCCGGAUUACGAGAAGACGAAUGAAUGCAUGACAUUGGCGGCGCAAAAAAGAAAAAGCAGGCAGGCAGGCAUCAUAUCAUCUUCAAGGGUUCUUCAACAUACCAUCAUCGUCAUGGGGCGUAUGUUCUUGCUCUAUCUUGUUGUUUUAAUCUACAAUGUUUAUAUCCUUUUCUUAUUUGCCUGAUAAGGAGUUUUGUUCAAGUUGCUGUCGAUAGGCGGAUAGGACAAUGGCAAUGGAAAGGCAAAGGCAAGGCAAUGGUACGUAGGUGGAGAUACCGGGAUAAGGGUGGCUUUUGUGUUGGGUUUUUCUACGCUUCUUCAGGUGUUUGGCUGCAUAGCGAAUGAAUUGAGUAGGGUGCUUAUAGUAAAGAAAUUUAUUCCCGUUAAUAUUUGAUAUUUAAAUGAUACGACAAGAUAGUCUCAUCGUCGA